Messenger RNA from Colletotrichum navitas, 714 nucleotides. RefSeq lists its product as uncharacterized. NCBI's taxonomy places the organism in Eukaryota, Fungi, Ascomycota, Sordariomycetes, Glomerellales, Glomerellaceae. The transcript has 2 exons. Bases 120 to 614 code for a protein of 164 amino acids. The record is from RefSeq and is a predicted model, not a curated record.
GCAGCAAUCCGGCCGUCCCGCUCAAUCACUAUCCUUUCUUCGUGUUUUUGACCCCGCCAGCUUGGGUCUGUUGGCCGUAAUUCGGAAAGAGACAUAACAGCAAGCCCUGGCCGGCUACGAUGUUUCCUCUUCUACCGAACCCUCGCAGGCGGUCCAAUUCGUCCAUGAUCAAACUUGCCAGCGCCUCUGCAUCUAUCGGGGGCAUACGGUUUCUUCCCUAUCCUUCACUGUCCCGCGAGGCGCCGCCAACGCAGCAACGGCACCUAAAUCGGUCCAAAAGCAAGCUUGCGUCAAACAUGCGUCUCCCGCCUGUGUCUCACCUGAAGCUCUGCCCAAGGCACGAUACAGGCAGCGCAAGUAAAGAUACCCGAAAUGAGGAUGCUGCAGCUCUCCACAGCAAUGCUGCUUCUCCAUGCAUUAACAUCUCCUCAACCGAGCUACGUGUCGGUGACGGGAGGUCAUUUCCUUGGCCAAAUUUACCACAUCAUCUCUUUGAUGGCGACUGGCUGCUUUCUCCCGUCCUGAUUCAGGUCCACGUGGACCAUGUCCAUAUUCUUUGCUACCUGUCAUCGGCCGCUCGGUUGGCGGCAUGGAAAUCAAGACCGCGUCAAUGAUCGUCCUUGCAUGGAUCGAAGCACGCAAGCAAACAGUACAACGGGCAGCCAUGGGGCUUGUACAUGCAGCCCCGAUCGAGGAGGUUUGGUUCAGGUCGAU